AUUGUUUUUUAUCACUGUGCAAAUGAUAUAUGAUUUGCUUGGAUCAAAACGUUUCAGGCAACAUGAACGACAUCAGAAACGAUGAACAGAUCUUAACCGCAUCCACAGAGGAACCCAGAGAGGAGGAAAAAUACAUGCAUUCACGGUGGAAUCCGACACCUGAGCAGACGAUGGUGCUUGAAGAAGUUUACAGCAGCGGAAUACGGACGCCGACGAUCCAACAGAUCCACGAGAUUGCAUCUAAGCUCCAAAAUUAUGGGAGAAUUGAGGGAAAGAACGUUUUCUACUGGUUCCAAAACCAUAAGUCAAGGGAGAGGCUGAAACGACGCCGUGGUGAUCAACAAGUAGUUACUAUUAUUAAUAACGUUCAUGAAGAACCACUACACAAGGACAACGCUAUGGUAAACAAGGAUUCAUCAUCAGUCUCGAGAAGGAGAGGCGAUCAUCGAGUUAUUCACACAAGGACCUGUUUAUCUUCUUCACCCACACAUCUACGGAACAAUAUCAUUGGUGAUGGGAAGAGGGAAGAAUAUGAGACGGGGUUAAUGAAAGAUAAAGAAGCCACUUGUCAAAAUCAGAUAAAUCCAAUCAACACUUCAGAAAUUAACUACCAUCUGAUAGUUGCUUCUAAACCAAGUCAAGAAGCAGAUCAUGAGCAGUACACUCUGAAUGAUGAUGAUGAUGAAGAAGAAGAAACAAGGAAAAGUCGAACUUUAGAUCUCUUUCCGGUUAUAGAGAACCAAGAGCCAACCGGUUUUGCAGAGAAGAACACAAAACCAAACAAGUUGUAUUGCAACUACUGUUAUUAUUACGAGUUCAUGCCUCAGAUGAACUGAAGCCAAAACCCAUGUGGGUCGGUUGGUUUAUUUAAUGAAUGUUUUGUAGCUUUGUGUGAAAAAGGGUUGAGUAAUGUGUUUGAAGAAAAGUGUGAAAGAGAGAAAAGAGGUUGUAGAUGGAGACGUGUAGUAAAUGUUGGGUGUAUUAUAACCUGAAUGUGAAGCUUGGAGCAUGUUAAGGUUUGGAGCUGAGACUGUCUUAAAGCUUCGAUGUUUCGUUGUCUGUGUAAGGAAUUUAUAUAAGUUUUAAAUGCGUG
Messenger RNA from Raphanus sativus (radish), 1093 nucleotides. RefSeq names its product WUSCHEL-related homeobox 6-like. Gene Ontology annotation, biological process: plant organ development. Gene Ontology annotation, molecular function: DNA binding; DNA-binding transcription factor activity. Lineage: Eukaryota; Viridiplantae; Streptophyta; Magnoliopsida; Brassicales; Brassicaceae. The record is from RefSeq and is a predicted model, not a curated record. The coding region runs from base 30 to 836 and encodes 268 amino acids. The transcript has 3 exons.